Messenger RNA from Malurus melanocephalus (red-backed fairy wren), 5351 nucleotides. It is a transcript of the gene PALLD, whose product is annotated as palladin, cytoskeletal associated protein. Lineage: Eukaryota; Metazoa; Chordata; Aves; Passeriformes; Maluridae. Gene Ontology annotation, cellular component: plasma membrane. Gene Ontology annotation, biological process: homophilic cell-cell adhesion. The annotation marks the transcript as partial. The transcript has 20 exons. The record is from RefSeq and is a predicted model, not a curated record.
AUUUACAGCAGCAAAGCUAAGAGCCGGGGCUGGUCAAGGAAUAAAGGACUCAGAGACCAUCAGCUCUCAGCCUUUUUGCGGGGGUGGGGUCCCUCUGUGCCACAACGAUGGUUCUGUGAAGGAAAAGAACUCCAGAAUUCCCCUGACAUUCAGAUCCAUUCUGAAAGUGGAGGACUCCAUUCACUAAUUAUAAUAGAAGCCUUUGAAGACGACACUGGACGCUAUACUUGUCUGGCUUCAAAUUCUUUUGGUUCAGAUAGCACAUCAGCUGAAAUAUUCAUUGAAGGUGCCAGUUCUACAGAUUCUGAGUGUGAAAGUUUAAUUUUCAAAUCAAAAUCUGGAGCUAUGCCACAGGCCCAAAAGAAAACCACUUCUGUUUCCUUGACAAUAGGAUCUUCUACACCAAAAUCUGGAGUGACCACAGCUGUAAUUCAACCUAUCUCUGUGCCCAGUCAGCAGGUUCAAAGCCCUACUUCACACCUGCAUCAUCUGGAUGGACCCAAGCCUAUCUAUUCUGCACCUAUUUUUACAAAGGAGCUACAAAAUGCCACAGCAUCUGAAGGACAAGUGGUGGUAUUGGAAUGCAGGGUCAGAGGACCCCCUCCCAUUCACGUUAAGUGGUUUCGACAGGGCAUUGAAAUUCAAGAUUCUCCAGACUUCAGAAUUCUCCAAAAAAAGCCACGAUCUGCAACUGAACCUGAAGAGAUAUGUACACUUGUAAUAGCAGAAACUUUCCCUGAAGAUUCAGGAAUUUUCACUUGUACAGCAACAAAUGAACAUGGUUCAGUAACAAGCAGUGCACAACUAACUGUCUGCUCAGCCAACUUGGAAUGCUCUAGUGAUGAUUUCCAUAAUUUCUCACCAAUUCCUCCAGUUGAAAUUAGCUCUCUUGAGCUUUCUCCUAAGAAACAUAUAGAGACCCACCAAGGAAACAACACUGAGUUGAGACCUGGUGUGACAGACCUUCAACAACAACUCAAUUCAUCUGAGGAAAAAACAAAUGGCAUUCAUCCUCUUCUUGGAGUAAAUGGAAUGAUUAACAGCAAGCCAAAUGGUGAUAAAUCCCUUCCAUCUCCAGCUGUCUUGCUUUCACCCACAAAGGAGCCACCACCUGUGCUUGCCAAACCAAAGCUGGACCCCAAAAAAAUACAGCAGCUGCAGAACCAAAUUCGUCUGGAGCAAGAAAGUGGACAGUGGUAUCAUCACCAACAGCAACCUGAUCAUCAGCAGCACCCUCCCUCUUCUCCUUCCUUUCCUCCUCCCCCCUCCUUCCAGGAGCUUGAGUCCAGCCAGUCUGUUACCUCUCCUGUGCCAAUGAGUAUUCUUAACUCUCAUACUUCCCCAACCAUGCAGUCUUCUGGCUCCUUCAACUAUGCUCGGCCUAAGCAGUUCAUUGCUGCCCAGAACAUCAGCCCUGCUUCUGGUUAUGUGACUCCAUCUUCUGGGUCAUCUACAUCUAGUCUUCCUUCUCCUAUGUCUCCAACUGCUUCUCAGAAACAGUUUGGGAGAGUGCCAGUUCCUCCCUUCUCUCAGCAGUUUGCUCCAGAAGGGGAAUAUGCCUGGUCUCCUUCUUCUCCCUCCCCUCCGCCCCCACCUCCCCCUGUCUUUAGUCCAACAGCGACAUAUCCAGUGUGUGAUUCCUUUCCACUUCCACCUCCUCCACCCCCUCCUCUUCCUUCACUUUCUUCACCUUCCCACAGCCUGUCUCCAACUCCAAGAUUUCCUAAUUCCAGCCAGUCUCCAGCAGCUUUUCUCAGCUCCAUGCUGCCAUCCCAGCCACCACCCAUUUCUGUCAACGCAUUAGGCCUCCCGAAAGGAGUGACGCCUCCGGGAUUUCCCAAGAAAACAGGCAGAACUGCUAGGAUAGCAUCAGAUGAAGAAAUUCAAGGUUCAAAAGAUGCUGUAAUUCAGGAUCUGGAGAGAAAACUUCGCUUCAAAGAAGACCUUUUGAACAAUGGGCAACCGAGAUUAACAUAUGAGGAAAAAAUGGCUCGUCGAUUGCUGGGAGCAGACAGUGCUGCAACUGUCUUCAAUAUACAGGAACCAGAAGAAGACCCUGCUAUACAGGAAUAUAAAGUCUCCAGCUUUGAGCAAAGGUUGAUCAGUGAAAUUGAAUACAGGCUGGAGAGAUCUCCUGUGGAAGAAUCAGAUGACGAAGUGCAAUAUGGAGAUGAACCUACUGAUAACAGUAUGUCACCAUAUUUUGAGAUAAAGCUGAAGCACUACAAAAUCUUUGAGGGAAUGCCAGUCACAUUUACAUGCAAAGUGGCAGGAAAUCCAAAGCCAAAGAUUUAUUGGUUUAAAGAUGGGAAGCAAAUUUCUAAACGAAGCGAUCACUACCGAAUUCAAAGAGAACUUGAUGGAACUUGCUCACUGCAUACUGCAGCCUCCACCCUGGAUGAUGAUGGGAAUUACACUAUUAUGGCUGCUAACCCACAGGGCAGAGUGAGUUGCACGGGCAGGCUGAUGGUUCAAGCUGUAAAUCAAAGAGGCCGCAGUCCUUGGUCACCUUCAGGUCAGCCCCAUAUAAGAAGACCACGAUCUCGAUCAAGGGACAGUGGUGAUGAAAAUGAACCAAUUCAGGAACGAUUCUUCCGGCCUCAUUUUCUGCAGGCUCCUGGAGACUUGACUGUUCAAGAAGGAAAACUAUGCAGGAUGGACUGCAAGGUUAGUGGAUUACCAACUCCAGACUUAAGCUGGCAACUCAAUGGCAGACCAAUUCGCCCUGACAGCUCUCACAAAAUGUUGGUGCGUGAGAAUGGGGUGCACUCCUUGAUCAUAGAACCAGUCACAUCGAGAGACGCUGGAAUCUACACGUGCAUUGCCAGCAACCGAGCUGGUGAAAAUUCUUUCAGCCUGGAGCUCACUGUUGCAGCCAAGGAAGUACAAAAAGCACCUGUGUUUAUAGAGAAGCUACAAAACACAGGUGUGACUGAGGGAUUCCCAGUGCGACUGGAGUGUCGAAUCUCAGGGGAGCCAUCUCCUCAGAUAUUUUGGAAGAAAGAGAAUGAGUCACUUACAUACAACACCGACCGAGUGAGCAUGCACCAGGAUAACUACGGCUACAUUUGCCUGCUUAUUCAGGGCGCUACAAAGGAGGAUGCUGGCUGGUACACUGUUUCAGCUAAGAAUGAGGCUGGGAUUGUGUCUUGCACCGCCAGGCUGGAUGUUUAUACUCAGUGGCAACAACCACCUCAGCAGACCAAGCCAAAGAAGGUGCGGCCCUCAGCCAGCCGAUAUGCUGCUCUUGUUGACCAAGGACUUGACAUCAAAGCAGCUUUCCAGCCCGAAGCAAAUCCAGUCCACCUGACAAUGCAGCCUGGCCUGGUAGAGAGUGAUGAUCUGUAGAUUCAACUGCCGCUUCCAUCAUUUCCUUUCAAAGCAGAAACACUGAAAGCCAUUGCCUUGACCAAUGAUACUCCUACGUCACUUUAUGCAAGGGCAGACACCUUCAUGUACAAAAGAUAAACAACAAACACAGUAACCAUGUAUUCCUUAUUCAUUAUACCAAAUUAGAAGAAUAGAUAGAUUAUUAAUAGAAAUGUACACAUUGCACAACAAAUCACACUCACCAGUUCCUUAACCUAUGUUGCUUCAGAACCCUUUUCAUAGAGGCCAAAAUGCAUCAGAGAGAAAGAUUUUUCACUACAUACCUUCGUAAGCAGUAAGUAAAUGCUACACAAUCUUAACGGUGCAAGAUGUUUUCUUCAAGGGUUAUCAACAGUUCUAAAAUGGCUACGCAUUCUGACAGCUACAAUGAACAAGUGCAAUAUUAUAAGAAUAAAACAGGAAGGGACAAGGAAAAGAAAUGCAAAUACUGUAUCUCUGCAAAAUGCUUUCUAUUCAACAAUGGAAAAAAAUCUUUCUUUCAAUGCUAUUAGUAUGGACAUCAACACCCUAACUUUCAAUUCAUCUGUGUUUUUCCUUUUUGCCAUCUAGGAGGAGGCUUAUUUACAAACAUAUAGCAAAGGCAGUCUAAGCAGAAGUAAUUUAACUUCUGCAGGACAACAAAGAAGAGCUGACACAUAGCAACAAUCUACUCCCGAUUACGCCUUGGUAACUAGAUGGGGAAAAAAUGCUGAUAGUAUGAACCACUGCAGUGAGUUACUGCAAGGGGUGGGAGGGGGACUGGACAAGAAGUUGAAACUCUUUGGCUUUUCUGACAGUAGUCUGUAAUCUUGUAAUACUCCCAUUCAAGGUUCUGAAAUUCUAAGGUGAGCUGAAAACUAGGGAGUGUAUGGGAUGUUUGACUGUUUAAAGCUUGUGUAAUAUGUAUGAGGAUUUUAGAAAUGUAUAGUAAGUGAAAAAUGGGUUGAAACUGCAAUAUGGAUUUUAAGUGACAAGUAUACACCACAGGUGAUAGGCUUGCAAAUCUGAGGAAGUAGAAAAAAUGAAGAUAGGCAAAAACAUCCAAUUUGCUCUAUUUGCUUUUGUUCUUAACGUAACAUGUCUCUGGUAGAUUUUUUUUUUCCCUUCUCCUGACUGUAGGCAAAGGACAGUUCUAUUGAGGAGUAGAGACUGUGCACUACAGGUGAAAAGCCUGAAGGCUACUUUCAGAAUGCAAAGCAAAUCCACAUGGCAGUGGAGCCCCACUUAGGUCACACCUGACUAGGUAGUUUUAAAUUAGAACCAAAUGAAUUUCAGUUGAAGGGGAGGGAGGGAGAAUGGAUGGAAGAAAUACUAGGCCUGACAAGGAAAAUGAGUGUUUGAUGGUACGAACUACGAUACAUGCUAGAAAAGGAAAACACUGUAUUCCUUAUAUGAAGCACAUAUAUGGUAUCUUUCAUUAUUUAUAAUAAAAGUGUUGAAAUCUUUUAUCUCAGUUCAUUUAUUCAGAAGUCCUGUACUUAGGAUAUUUUUUUGUUGGGUUUUUUUUUUUUUUAAUUUUGUAAUUGUGUACACCAUAUAUUGCAUUACUGCUAUACGUGUAUUGCUUUGUAAGUACACAAAGUUUGUUUUGUUUUUUAGUGACUAAUAAACUUUAGCACACAAGGUAGUACUAUUCUGGUGCAGGAUAUGACUAGUGAUGGGGAUGGUUAAUCUAGAGUAACGGCAUAGUCURACAAGUGGGAAUAAUCUGAUUCUAUUCUAGUAGUAUGUCAUAUCUUUUGCCAAAUUUUCCUCUACUGUGACAUGCUAAUUUACUUUUUUGUUUAGCUUCACUAGCAUUAUUUUGCCACUUUUUACUUGUAUUUAUAAAAAAUGUAUUAUCAUUACUUUGGACUGUUGUGCUGAUAUAAUGUGGGUUUAACAUCAAUAAAUAUUACACAAAUAGAAAGUUUUCUUUCUGGUAAAGAUUAAUAACUGUUUCAGUACUGUACAAGCAUGCAAGUAGAAGAUUUGGAAAUUAA